This is a messenger RNA of Aquila chrysaetos chrysaetos, 1438 nucleotides long. RefSeq names its product nascent polypeptide-associated complex subunit alpha, muscle-specific form-like. Bases 219 to 1142 code for a protein of 307 amino acids. The record is from RefSeq and is a predicted model, not a curated record. The transcript has 2 exons. NCBI's taxonomy places the organism in Eukaryota, Metazoa, Chordata, Aves, Accipitriformes, Accipitridae.
CUUGGAAGGACCCGGACACCUGGGUGCCCCUCCGGGACCCUUGGCAGGACCUGGACAUUUGGGUUCCCUUGGAAGGACCCGGACACCUGGGUGCCCCUCCGGGACCCUUGGCAGGACCCGGACACCUCAUGGGACCCAUUGGGUCACCAUGCCCCGAUGCCUAGGUCCCUCACGAGACCCUCGGUGUGGGUGCAGGCCUCGGACGCCUGGGUCCCCCCAUGGGUCCCCCAUUCUCCCCACCACCACCACCACCACCACCACCACCACCGCAGGCCACGACCACAGGGGCCCCCCCAGGGGCAGCAGCUCCUCCCCAGCCACAGGCGCCGGGGCGGGAAGGACCACGGCAUCCGGGUGCUGCACCGACGUUCCCAUUGUCCCCCGCGACACCCCAGGGCGCAGGCGCGGCACUGCCGGCUUCCGGCACCCCCGAGAACCCCCAGGCUCGGCCGGGUCCCGCCGCCGCUGCCGCCUGUACCUGGGGGUCCCCAAGGCCACCGGACCCUCCCCAGACGUGGGCACGCCGGGGGGGGAAAGGAGCCCGUCGGCACCCGGUCUUCUCCAGGCGUGACGGCAGCGGUGGGAAGGAGACCGACGCCAGCCGCUUCUCACCGCCGGCGGCUGCGCCGUGGGGCCCCAUCGCCACCAGUUCCUCCCCAGACGUGGUGGUUCUUGGCGGGGAAAGACCCCCCCUUGCUGUAGGAGCCUCCCCAGAAGCGGUCGAAGACUCAUCUCCAUCGGCUCACCAGAAGUCAUCCCACCAGGGCCUCACCUCUGUCAGCUCCUCACUGGACGUGGUCCCACCAAGGCCUCACCUCCAUCGGAAACUCCCGAGAAGUGGUUGCACUGCAGGACUUCGUUUUCUGCCUCUCCUCCCCAGGAGUGGUCCCACCAGGACCCAUCUCCACUGGCUCCUCCCCAGAAGUGGUUGCACUGCAAGACCUCAUCUUCUGCUGCUCCUCCCCAGAAGUGGUCCCACCAGGACCUCAUCUCCAUCGACUCCUCCCCAGAAGUGGUCCCACCAGAACUUCAUCUCCAUUGACUCCUCCUCAGAAGUGGUUGCACUGCAGGACCUCAUCUUCUGCUGCUCCUUCCCAGAAGUGGUCCCACCAGGACCUCAUCUCCAUCAACUCCUCCCCUGAAGUGGUCCCACCAGGACCUCAUCUCCAUCGACUCCUCCCCAGAAGUGGUUGCACUGCAGGACCUCAUCUCCAUUGACUCCUCCCCUGAAGUGGUCCCACCAGGACCUCAUCUCCAUCGACUCCCCCUCAGAAGUGGUCCAACCAGAACCUCAUCUCCAUUGACUCCUCCUCGGAAGUGGUCCCACCAGGACCUCAUCUCCAUCGACUCCUCCCCUGAAGUGGUCCCACCAGGACCUCAUCUCCAUCGACUCCUCCCCAGAAGUGGUCCAACCAGAACCUCAUCUCCAUCGACUCCU